AUGGGAGGGCACUACUACCCACCCCCUCCCCCACAGAGCUUCACUGGCAGCUCUGAUAUGGGUGGUAGUGGGGGGUACCCAGCAGCGCCAGGUGGAGUGUAUGCAGUACCUGCCCCUGGAGGCGGGCCUUUCAUGAUGGCUGCAUAUCCGAUGGGAGCCUAUGGACCCAACAGCGGCAUGGUACCAUCAAUCAUGGGCAAUGUAUUGCCCCCCACUAUGACCGGUCAGCAACAACAGCCACCACAACAGGGAGGUCCCGGGUUCAAUCCCAGGGGGAUGCAACAACACAGGCCACCGCACAAUAGGCGUGGAGGGAUGCCGGGGAACUCGAAGCAGCAGAUUGUCCAUUUCGACGAGUCCUCAGCAGCAACUGAGACCGUUGAUCGAGCCAUCGUCAGUGCAUUGAAACAGCCUCAGCAUAGGCGUUUGCUCCUAGAGGUGGAGCCUGCUAUAAAAAGAAUGAUAACGGAAACCGAUUCGGAAAGGUUGAAGUUGACGAACCCUUUAGGAAAAUAUCAGAGGAUGCUGAUACAUAAGCUCGGGGACUAUUAUAGGAUGGAUCGUGAAGUUGACUACACGAAGGGAUCUGAGAUGAGUACAGUAACCCUCAUACGUACCGAGAGGACGUGUGUGCCCAACACGAUAUUGCAAGAGCUAUGUCGGACUGCAUUGGAGGCAGCGGAGAUGGCUGACGGAAGUGGCCAUUCCUGGCCGUAUGUGUCCAGACAACAACAAGAGUCUGGGCAUCGUCAGCAACAGGAACAGUACGAUGUUCAUGGAGGGCCUCCACAUGAUGACACUCGGGCUCGCUCGGAUGAGGGGGUGCUGGAGCAACAAGGAAUGGAGCACUGCGCUGAUGAGAGAGGGACUUGCAGUGAAGGGGGCGCCUCAGGUGGAGGCACCCCAUCAGAGACGGCAGAGGAUCCAACAGCAGCGACAGGCAUCAUACCAACGAAGGGUCGUAGUGUGAAGAUCCUCAGGAGAGGCCCCGGGUCGAAGGGCAAGAAUAUGAGGGGGGCUACUAGGGGGGCUGAGGACGAGGAGUCUUCGAGUGAUGAAGGCGGCAAGCAUUCGGAAGCUAACCUCUUACAUAAUUUCCCGGUCGACCAACGGGAGGAGCAUUAUAAUAAGAUACGUGCUAAGAUCUUCCAGGAGGAUGAUGGUACACCAUUAGUGUGCUCUAACGAGGAGCUGGCAGCUAUGGAGGGUGCACGCAAGCACAUACCUAAGGGCACUGACUUGGAUGAUCCAGAUUAUAAUCGUCAAGCCGUAUCCAUCAUACCGCAGCUGGGUAGAGUUCAGAAAGCCCCUCCUACGUUGAUGAGCGACCCAGCUGCCUAUAAUGCGGAGUUUCCGGCCCUCGGAGGAGGAGUAGGAGGAGGGUACGAUGAUGAAGACAGGAAUAAGGAGGGUCGUCGUAGGGGUGGUAACAAUAAGAGGCAACAACAGCAAUUCCAACAGCAACAACAGCCAUACACCGGGAACACGAUGUACCCACGCGGCAUCCCGGUAUCUCCUAUGAUGCAGUUUUCCCAUGGCCCAGGGGUGUCUGCUGGUGCUGCCACUACCACAGCCGAUGCAGCAACGAUUGCCGCCUUCCAGCAGGGGUAUAUAGCUGCGACCAUGGCUGCUGCUGCUGCCGCCGCCCAGCAACAAGGCGUUGCUUGGAAUCCUCCCCCACCGCCUCCGAUGAACUUUCCCUCUCCAUCAUCACAACAACAACAAGAUAGUCUACUCCCGAAUCCAGGUGGGACGGCACCGACGAAGUUCCCGGGCCACUAUCAGCAGCCGUCGGGAAUGCCAUUGGGCACUACUGGAGGACACAGUGAAGGAACCCAACAGCAACAAUGGGGAGGUGCUGUUCCUUCACCACGAAAGGUCACCAUCAUCACCAGCAAGGUGGUAGACAAUCUUACGACGAUACAACAGGCUCACUGGUCCCCCUAG
Molecule: messenger RNA, 1947 nt
Organism: Perkinsus marinus ATCC 50983
Lineage: Eukaryota; Perkinsozoa; Perkinsida; Perkinsidae
Exons: 8
Coding region: 1-1947 (648 amino acids)
Molecular function (GO): nucleic acid binding
Source: RefSeq, a predicted model, not a curated record